ACAUAUGUAAAUAAGCGCGAAAUCGCUUCGCAAAAGGCAAGAUAAAGUUGUCAACAGUGGCAUCCGUUCGAAGACGAUAAUACAUCUGUUAUAAUCUAUUUAACAGUCCGCUAAAAGAAUUGUAAUUAAUUUUCGAUCUAACAACAGCAUAAGAGUGUGUUGUGUGGAUAUAUAUUUAUAGAAAAUGUUUUCUUACAAAUUCGGUUUAUUAAUCUUGGGUUUCAUCCUUAUCGCAAAAUCGGAGGGGGCCUAUAAUGCAACUCACGGUAAUUAUUCAAAAGUUCAUCACAAUGGUACAAGAUUUUCUGGACUUUGUACAGUAGAAGUGCCAACCAUAGAAUUAUUGAGUGAAGAAGAUAGAAAUGGAUAUGUUCCUCCUGGUAAUGGGUCUAAACCCGGUUACAGUCGAAUUUUCGAAUGUUGUAAAGGGUACCGUCCAAUACCACACACAUUCCGCCACUGCGAACCCAUCUGCGAAGACGGUUGCGUGAAUGGGAAUUGCACCGGACCAAACGUGUGCGUAUGUUGGCCAGGGUUCGUGCGUGACUUGGACGACAACUGCGUACCAACAUGUCCGAAAAGUUGUCUAAACGGAGAAUGCACUUCCAACGGAGUUUGCGUUUGCCACGAUGGGUAUGUGUUGGAACAACAUGGAAGAUUUUGCAUACCCCAUUGUCGCGGAGGGUGCGGAGUUGGAGGAAACUGCACUGCUCCAGAACAUUGCGAAUGCCAAAAAGGAUUCCAUAGAAAUGAAGUAACUGGAAAAUGUGAGUAUUACUGCGAAGGAGGCUGCGGCGGUGGUACCUGUGUGGGUCCCAACAAAUGCUCUUGUAAACAAGGUUAUGUACAGAAAAACGACCUCACAUGUUCACCUUCAUGUCCUAGGGGAUGCAAAAAUGGACUUUGUACCGCCCCCAAUGUGUGCUCGUGUAAGGAAGGGUGGAUUUUGAACAAGAACGGUAUACAGUGCGAUCCACAAUGCUCGGAACCAUGUCUUAACGGUGUCUGUGUAGCCCCAAACGCAUGCGAAUGUUUCCCUGGAUACAUCAAGGAUACAAGUUCGUUAUCGGGUAAUAAAUGUGUGGCGCACUGCCCAGAGGAAUGUGUAAAUGGGCAGUGCACUAGACCUAACUAUUGCAUCUGCAAUCUGGGAUACUUGAAAAAAUCGAAGAACAGCAACGUAUGCGUCAAAAGGGAACGUCGAUCGGUGAUUCACUGGGAACUAAUUCUGCCAGAAAAAAAAGGAAAACACAUUAUUGAUCUAAUAAUGAUUACUUACUAUUACUACUCCGUUUUUAUUUUUCAAGUUUUAUGUGUAUCAAUUAGUUUUAAAUUUGUUGUUUCCGAAGCUGGCGUCUGUACCACAGUGGAAAGUUACACAAUACCCAUACAAAUGCCCUAUAGGGAGCGUUACACUGAAAGUUAUCGAGCCCGAUGUUGGUAUGGUUCAUGUACAAAGAAGAGAACUUCUUAUCGGACAGUGUAUAAAACCGAGAUAGUCACCAAGACUAGACCAAAACAGUUUUGUUGUAACGGAUACAGAGGUACUCCAGGAGCAUGUGAACCAAUCUGCGACAACCCUUGCAUUGGUUCAACAUGCACCGCCCCCAAUACGUGCACCUGUCACUACGGCUACAAACCAAAUCCGAGCACUCCAUACGAAUGCAAACCUUCGUGUUCCAAAAACUGUACCAACGGCAUGUGCAAGGCACCGGAAACGUGCACUUGCAACGACGGAUAUGAGACGGACCCCAACGAUAAGUUCCUGUGCGUACCGCAUUGCAGCCAGAAAUGCGUAAAUGGCAUUUGUACGGAUCCAGAAGUAUGCACGUGUGAUCCGGGAUUUGGAAAAGACGAAAUCGACAAAUACAAAUGCGUCCCUGUUUGUUCAAAACCGUGCGUUAAUGGGAAAUGUGUGGCUCCAGAUUUCUGCCAAUGCAACCAAGGUUAUAAGAUGAAUUCCACAACGAACAAAUGCAAUCCCGUUUGCGAUCCUGCAUGUCCAAACAAUGGACAAUGUGUCGAUCCGAACAGAUGUGUUUGUAAGGAAGGAUAUGAAAUGAAUCCUGGUAAUACUGACUGCAUCCCGAGCUGUUCAAAACCUUGUAUUAAUUCCGCAUGCACUAAACCAGAAGAAUGCUCAUGUCAUUUGGGAUACGUUAAAAGCAAUGAAGACAAAUACGUAUGUGAACCAAUAUGCGACAUUCCAUGCAACAAUGGUAAUUGCAUCGCACCAAAUACCUGCACUUGUUUAAAUGGUUAUUCCAAAAACAACAUCAAUGCCACAGAAUGUACACCAGUUUGUACUCAAACCUGUAUCAACGGAAAAUGCACCAAUCCUGAAUCUUGUACUUGCAAUGAGGGAUAUCAACCUAAAUCUUCCAAUAAAUACCAAUGUGAUCCAAUUUGCUCAAAACCUUGUGCGAACGGUUUCUGCUCAGCGCCAAACACAUGCUCCUGCAAAGAAGGAUAUAUUCUGGACAUUCAAGAUAAAUUUAAUUGUCUUCCAGAAUGUCCUGGAGGAUGCGAGAAUGGAAAAUGCGUGGCUCCUGGGGUUUGUACUUGCUUAAAAGAUUACACCCCUCAAAAUAACACCAACACAACGAAAUGUAUCCCAAUUUGUACUACAACUUGUACAAAUUCGAAAUGUACCGCUCCUGAAUAUUGCAUGUGCCAUCAAGGAUAUCAAUCGAAUCCUCCAAAUAAAUACAAAUGUGACCCAAUUUGCUCCAAACCUUGUAGAAACGGAAUUUGUACAGCUCCUGAAAUUUGCUCAUGCAACGUAGGAUAUUCACUUGAUGAUGUGGACAAGUUUAAUUGCGAACCUGUUUGUCCUCAAGGAUGCAAAAAUGGAAAAUGUAUAAAACCGAGCGUUUGCGUUUGCAAUAAAGGCUACGACGAUAUGUCUAAUUCGACCGGAAAUUGCCAACCAAUUUGUGAAAAAGGAUGUCUAAAUGGAGUGUGUACAAUGCCAAAUGUGUGCACAUGUAUUGAGGGUUAUGUGAAAAAUAGAAUAAAUAAUUCAAUAUGUGAAAUGGAUUGUUCCAAACUUUGUCGAAAUGGAAAUAAGGAUAACAAGGUGCACUGCCCAGAAAAUUGUAGAGCAGCUGAAACUAAUUUAGAAGUACCGCCUUUACUUACUUCAAGGAAAUCGCUACUUUUGCUAACAUCAAUAGUGGCAAGUCUCUUGGUAGGAAUUACAAUUUUAAUAUUAUUUGUUAUAUGGAGGCGCUACAAAAAAAUUUCAUACAAAAUCAAAAAAUCGUCAUCAGAUGAGGAUUCAACAGAUGCUACAAAAUUCUGUCCCUACAAUCCUAAACAAUCCAAUCCGCACGAUGGGAAAGUGCCCACCAGUUGGUUGUACAAAAAGGGAAGUGAAACGGUAGAGUUAGUGAAUUAAUGAAUAUGUAUCCACACGUAAUUUUAAAGUUACUAUCAUUACUAUUUACUAUAUUAUACUGUACGAAU
This is a messenger RNA of Agrilus planipennis (emerald ash borer), 3468 nucleotides long. Its product is annotated as multiple epidermal growth factor-like domains protein 10. The transcript is spliced from 10 exons. Gene Ontology annotation, molecular function: protein binding. NCBI's taxonomy places the organism in Eukaryota, Metazoa, Arthropoda, Insecta, Coleoptera, Buprestidae. The record is from RefSeq and is a predicted model, not a curated record. Bases 185 to 3400 code for a protein of 1071 amino acids.